This is a messenger RNA of Cyanistes caeruleus (blue tit), 4403 nucleotides long. NCBI's taxonomy places the organism in Eukaryota, Metazoa, Chordata, Aves, Passeriformes, Paridae. The record is from RefSeq and is a predicted model, not a curated record.
CCUUACAAAAUUCUUACAAUUUCCUCUUUCCAUAGCAAUUAAAUUGCUUUUCCUUGCAGCAGUCUUGCCAAAUAGAAAAGUGAAGAAGUUACAAACCUGACUAUUCACUGCUUGCUUUUUGUCAUAGGAACUGAAUCUUUCAUUCAGAGUUACCAGCAAGGCAAUGCUGAACACAUGUAUUAUUGGGCUGCAUAGCCUUAAAAAACAGUCAUAUGGGAGAGAUGAGGUGAUGUGCUCCAGAUGCAAGAAUGAGGUGGUAAUACCCUUCAGAGACCUGCAAGGUUAAUGGAGCUAGUAAGAAAGAUCAGACCAUGAGAGGUUACAUAUUAGGUAUCAUAUGCAUGCAGGUAUCAUGCAAGGCUACUUUCUUUCACUUCCAAGUGCAUAUAGUAAUUUUUUUGGUGCCAAGCCAAAAGGAGAUCCAUACUAUUUCAGCAGGCUAGAUUUUUUGAGUAAAGUCUAACUUCAGUAAGAAAAUUUUUAGUGGCCUGUACAUAGGUGAGGGUUGAGAACCACUGUGUGAAUUUUUAUAGAGCUGCUCCAUUUAGGCAAGUGUGUUUAGUGGUGGUGCUUGUCUUUAUUCAUCAAUCAGUGUUACUCUUUGGCACCAGUGCUCAGCUUAGGUGCUUUUCCCUUCAGAGAAGGAAUUGAAGAUAAGAGUGAUAGUGGACUAAUGUUUGGGUUUUUUUUCAAGAGAUACUGUGUUUGGAAACUAGUGUUUCAUUAGAGUUUACAUAUUCACAUUUCAUAUUAAUUUUCCCCCUUUUUUGUGAGUCUCUGUUGAUGGUUAUGUAACUUGAAGUUGUGGAAGGAAUGAGGGUGACAGUUGUGCAGUGACACAUUUUUAGCAUCUUCUUAUCAGUAAGUGUAAGAAUCACAAAACAAAUUGAAAGAAUUUCUUCUACCUGAACAGAGUCAGGAGUCUGCUUUUGAGAUUAUUCCUUUGUUUCUCCCCUCAAGUGGGUGGCUCUUACUUGUUUGCACUGUUAUUUUUCUGCCUCUAGAGUUUUUUUCUGCUACCUCAAUUCUUUGGAAAGAAGAGGACAAAUGGAACUACUUCAUUCUUUGAACAACUAGAGAUGAUUCCGGUGUUAUAGGCUGUCAGAAUUUGUGCAGACCUGCAUCCUUUCUACACUGGGCAUGAAAAUUGAAAGGGAUUUGAAACAAGUGUACUACCAAGAGAAGGAACUGAAAAGCAGAAUCUCCGACAGCAGUCACACCUUAUCCUCUUGUCAAAUAAUGGAGCCCUGUACCUCAGAUGAAUUUUUUCAGGCUCUCAACCAUGCUGAACAAACUUUUAAAAAGAUGGAGAACUAUCUUAGACAUAGUCAACUGUGUGAUGUGGUGUUAGUUGCUGGUGAUCGUAGAAUUCCAGCUCACAGAUUGGUUCUCUCCUCUGUUUCGGACUACUUUGCAGCAAUGUUCACUAAUGAUGUAAGGGAAGCAAGACAGGAAGAAAUCAAGAUGGAGGGUGUGGAGCCAAAGGCACUGUGGGCUCUGGUUCAAUAUGCAUAUACAGGUCGCCUUGAAUUAAAAGAAGAUAACAUUGAGUGCCUGUUGUCUACAGCUUGCCUUCUUCAGCUCUCUCAGGUUGUAGAAGCAUGCUGUAAAUUCCUAAUGAAGCAGCUUCAUCCAUCCAAUUGCCUUGGAAUCCGAUCUUUUGCUGAUGCGCAGGGUUGCACUGACUUGCACAAGGUGGCUCACAAUUACACUAUGGAAAACUUCAUGGAAGUAAUUAGAAAUCAGGAAUUUCUGUUAUUGCCAGCCACUGAAAUUGCUAAGCUUUUAGCAAGUGAUGACAUGAAUAUUCCUAAUGAAGAAACUAUACUGAAUGCACUACUUACGUGGGUUCGACAUGAUUUGGAACAGAGAAGGAAAGAUCUCAGUAAACUCCUGGCUUACAUUAGACUGCCUCUGCUUGCUCCACAAUUUCUGGCAGAUAUGGAGAACAACGCACUCUUUAGGGAUGACAUUGAAUGUCAAAAACUCAUUAUGGAAGCAAUGAAGUACCAUCUGUUGCCAGAGAGACGACCUAUGUUGCAAAGCCCUCGCACCAAACCUAGAAAAUCUACAGUGGGCGUUUUGUUUGCAGUUGGAGGAAUGGAUGCAACAAAAGGAGCUACAAGCAUUGAAAAAUAUGAACUUCGUACCAAUACAUGGACUCCAGUUGCAAACAUGAAUGGACGAAGAUUACAGUUUGGAGUUGCAGUCUUAGAUGAUAAAUUGUUUGUUGUUGGUGGCAGAGAUGGACUGAAAACAUUGAACACUGUGGAGUGCUACAACCCUAGAUCAAAAACUUGGAGUGUAAUGCCACCAAUGUCCACUCAUCGUCACGGUCUUGGAGUAGCUGUAUUGGAAGGUCCCAUGUAUGCUGUAGGAGGACAUGAUGGCUGGAGCUACCUGAAUACAGUGGAAAGAUGGGAUCCACAGGCUCGUCAGUGGAACUUUGUAGCUAGUAUGUCAACUCCCAGGAGCACCGUUGGUGUAGCAAUAUUAAAUGGAAAGCUUUAUGCAGUUGGUGGUCGAGAUGGAAGUUCUUGUCUUAAGUCAGUAGAAUGUUUUGAUCCUCAUACAAACAAAUGGACUCUCUGUGCUCAGAUGUCAAAAAGAAGAGGUGGUGUGGGUGUAACCACCUGGAAUGGGUUCUUGUAUGCAAUAGGUGGCCACGAUGCUCCAGCAUCCAACUUAACAUCCAGGCUGUCAGACUGCGUAGAAAGGUAUGAUCCCAAAACAGAUAUGUGGACUGCUGUGGCCUCUAUGAGCAUUAGCAGAGAUGCAGUGGGAGUGUGUCUUCUUGGUGACAAGUUGUACGCUGUUGGAGGAUAUGAUGGUCAAACAUAUCUUAAUACUGUGGAGUCUUAUGAUCCCCAGACAAAUGAAUGGACACAGGUUGCACCACUGUGCUUAGGAAGAGCUGGAGCAUGUGUUGUGACUGUAAAACUCUGAAUUAUUUUCUCUGGGAAGGUGACAUUCUCCUGUGUAGACUCAGAGGUUUACUUUUUCCUCAAGCAAACUAUGAGUGCACCAGUAAACACCAAGUGCAGGAUAUCUACCACAGCAAAGUGUUUGGUCUGAAGCUGACCUGAUGUUCCUAUGGACCAAUAUUAAGCACUUUUUAAAAACUUUGUUAUGCAUAUGUUACAAGAAUUCUACUUGUAAGUAAGUCAGCUGCAACCUGCCAGUUGGCAGCAGAGGACUUCUGUUUAGGAAGCGCUAAGAAAAUGAAUGAACUCACUAUAAUAAUCUAAUGUUAUGGUUCCAGGGCCUUGAUUUCCCCAAAUGCAGAGCAAUGAUGCUAUAAAUGGAUAUACUUUGGUAUAAUUGGGUCUAUCUUUGGGUGAAACAAGUUAUAGGAUUGCACCCCAUAGAUUUUAUUUGCUUGUAAUAAAUGCAAGUAGCUAUCUGAGUGACUACCAGGCAGGCUAACAAACCAAUGCAAACUAUUGUAAAUGGCAGGUGUAAUGCCUGCCUUGGAAAUGAAGUUGUGUAUUUGAUGAAUCUUUUGCACUUUUUAUCAUCAUUCCUAGUUUAGCAAACUUUUUAUUUAACCAAAGCCUUAUUUUAAAUAUUGUCUUAUGCUAACAGAAACCUGCUAUUUAAUAAUUUCUGAUAGAUAUUUUUCACAUCCAGUAUACUUUUUGGAUUUUCAAAAUUGUUAUGCAAGAUGCAUCAUACCUUUUUCUCUGCUUUGGUUCUUGUAUUUACUUUGCUAUUUGUAUGAGUUAUUGGAAGAAUUCUAAAGUGUGAUAAACAAUUAACCAAUUUAAGUUUAAUAUUUGCACUUUGGAAUUUUUGAAGCAUUCCAUUACAUCUAGACUAAUUACAUUUUUAAAUGAGGCUUUGCACUACUAUGAGAAGUAUAAUUUUAUAAGAUGAAGAAAUUGUCUGUCUUUCCUGUAAGGUUAUUUAAAAAUUUAAAGAGCUCAAUCCUGCCAGAUGCUCAGCUGCCAGCAUUUAAGCACGUUCAGCAUCUUACAGGAGAGUGACGUGUGCCUCGCAGGACUGUAUCAAAUUAAUUACCUUAUUUAAGUUACCUAAUUUUUUCAGAUACUUUAUAAUUUGCCUUUCUCGAGCCCUCUGCUGUUACACCGAAUUGCUUUGAACGGUCUAAAUGUUCUCGAGAGAAGCCUUUUUGUAUUUGCUUUUAUGUGCCUUGUCCCUUAUGUUCUCCGAACAGCGCCGCGCGUUAAAAACGGGAAGAUGUGAACUCAUUGAAUGUUUUGGGUUUGUUUCUUUUUAAAAAAAAAAAAAGUUUUAAGUGCCCGAUACCCAAAGUCCUUUGUACGUUUGUAAUUUUAAACGUGUGUUUUAACGCUCUCGGCGAACUAUUUAUUGUUUUAAAAGAAAUCGGUGAUACUUUGUGAUGAAGCUUUGCAGUUGGAAUACAGCUGAUCUCAAGAGGC